GCCGCCGCCUCGCUCCGCGCUGCUCCGCUCCGCUCGCCCAUGGUGCUGCCCGGGCCGCCCAGCAUGUCCCGCUCCGAGGAGGUGCACCGGCUCACCGAGAACGUCUACAAGACAAUCAUGGAGCAGUUCAAUCCCAGCCUCAGGAAUUUCAUUUCUAUGGGGAAGACCUACGAAAAAGCCUUAGCAAGUAUGACAUAUGCAGCAAAAGGAUACUUUGAUGCUCUGGUUAAAAUGGGAGAAUUGGCCAGUGAAAGCCAAGGAUCUAAAGAAUUAGGAGAUGUUCUCUUCCAGAUGGCAGAAGUCCACAGGCAGAUCCAGAAUCAGCUAGAAGAGAUGCUGAAGUCCUUCCACAACGAGCUUCUCACGCAGCUGGAGCAGAAGGUAGAACUGGACUCCAGGUACUUAAGUGCUGCACUGAAAAAGUACCAGACGGAGCAAAGGAGCAAGGGGGAUUCACUAGACAAGUGCCAAGCAGAGCUGAAGAAGCUGCGGAAGAAGAGCCAAGGAAGCAAAAACCCGCAGAAGUAUUCAGACAAGGAGCUGCAGUACAUCGAAGCCAUCAGCAGCAAGCAAGGCGAGCUGGAAAACUACGUGUCCGACGGCUACAAGACGGCGCUCACGGAAGAGAGGAGACGCUUCUGCUUCCUGGUGGAGAAGCAAUGCGCCGUGGCGAAGAGCGCGAUCACCUACCACGCCAAGGGGAAAGAAAUGUUGACGCAGAAGCUUCCGCUGUGGCAGCAGUCGUGCUCAGAUCCCAACAAGAUCCCAGACCGUGCUAUACAACUGAUGCAGCAGAUGGCUGCCAGCAGCAAUGGCACCAUCAUGCCCAGCCCUUUGUCUACAUCUAAAUCAAACCUCAUCAUCUCUGACCCCAUUCCUGGUGCCAAACCUCUCCCUGUCCCCCCGGAGCUGGCACCUUUUGUAGGACGAAUGUCAGCACAAGAGACCAUGCCAGUGAUGAACGGAGUCUCAGGCCCAGACAGUAAUGAUUACAACCACUGGUCUGAGAUGAAGCCAGCACAGCCCAAAUCUUUAUCUCCUCCCCAGCCUCAGAAGCAGCUGAGCGACUCUUACUCGAACACGCUUCCUGUUCGCAAAAACGUUCCGCCGAAAAACAGCUACGCAUCGGCUGAAAACAAGACGCUGCCGCGCUCCAGCUCCAUGGCCGCAGGGCUCGAGAGGAACGGCAGGACGAGGGUACAGGCCAUUUUCUCUCACGCUGCUGGAGAUAACAGCACCCUCCUGAGCUUCAAGGAGGGCGACCUCAUCACGCUGCUGGUGCCGGAGGCCAGGGAUGGGUGGCACUAUGGAGAGAGCGAGAAAACAAAAAUGAGAGGCUGGUUUCCUUUCUCUUACACGCGGGUCCUCGACAGCGAUGGAAGCGAACGGGUCCACGCCAGUCUGCAGCAAGGGAAGAGCAGUAGCACAGGCAACCUGCUCGACAAAGAUGACAUCGCCAUCCCGCCGCCAGACUACGGCAUGUCCUCGCAGGCUUUUCCGUCGCAAAAUGCCAACGCCUUCAAGCAGAGGCCGUACAGCGUGGCAGUGCCUGCCUUCUCCCAGGGUCUCGAUGACUACGGAACGAGAUCUGUUAGCAGAAACCCCUUUGCCAACGUCCAGCUGAAACCGACAGUGACGAACGACAGGUCGGCUCCUCUCAUCAGCUGAUCCCGGGAUUGCUGGCCACCGCCGUGCCGCUUGGCACACGUUGCCUUCUCACCGCCGUUGCAUGUCUGCCUUUCCAGAACUUCAGUUUUAGGCAGAGUUUAUAUAAUCCUGCUGCUUUGAAAGCCAAAGGCUAAAGCUAGUGCGCUGUUUCCCCUUCGCUAGAUGCAGCUUGUUCGUCUCAGCCACAGCGGGUUCAGCUGCCCCCAGGCAGCCCGUGCUUUGCAUGUGCACAAGUAGGGCAGCGCCCACGGCCCCGCGCGCGUCCCGCGGCCGGGCUCCGCAGCGGGCUGAGCGGCGCGGGCCGGGGUCGAUGGCAGGCGGGGGACGGUCCCCUCCUCGCCGCCGCCCGGGAGGGAGCCCCGCGGCAGGGCAGCGCCGAGUCCCUGCUCCCGGCGGCCCUGCAGCACCCGGCGCUGCCGGGAGGCCAGAGCCCCGCUCGCAGGACGGGAAGGCGCCCGCGGAGGUUCUGCGAUGCUCGGCCCGGCUGCCGGCCGACUCUCUGUACAUAGUCGGGUGUUACGGUACCCGCUGUAAAAUAUAAGCUAGAAAAAUAUUUCAGGCGGUGACAGCGCCGGUCACUCCGCAGUGUUAACCAAGCCCCGUCAGCAGGUCCGAGCCACCAGCCCCAAGGCCGGACCGGAUGGCGAUGGGCGUCCCCCGGGCCGGGAGCCUGCUCCAGGAGCGACGGUGCUUGAGCCCCGGCUCUGCCGGGUGUCCAGGGCUCGCGGCGUCCUGCCCGCGAUUCUCGCCCACGUGCAAGCUCGCGAGCUGGAGCUUGUUCCUGGGCCUUGCCCGCCGAUCCCACUGCCGCUCUAGCGGGAGCAUCUCUGCCUCUGCCCUGCUCCCCCGAGCCCCCGGACACGGUCCCACACCCCAGGCGCCUGCUACGGGAACAGGGUUUUUCCCAGCCCAAGCUGCAGCUUUUCUGAGCGAGCAGCUGCCCGUCUCUGGCCUUGCUGGCUGGAUUAGGCGGCAGCGAAGGAUUUGCU
Rhea pennata is the source of this 2657-nucleotide messenger RNA. RefSeq names its product BAR/IMD domain containing adaptor protein 2 (gene BAIAP2). Gene Ontology annotation, molecular function: protein binding; cytoskeletal adaptor activity. The record is from RefSeq and is a predicted model, not a curated record. Gene Ontology annotation, biological process: actin crosslink formation; positive regulation of actin filament polymerization; plasma membrane organization. Gene Ontology annotation, cellular component: nucleoplasm; cytosol. Lineage: Eukaryota; Metazoa; Chordata; Aves; Rheiformes; Rheidae.